AGCAGGCCUGUUUCAGUUUGUUUCGAUUUACAUACAUACAUAGAUAAAAUUUAUUGGGUUGUUUUUUAUUGUUUUUCAAAAUGCAGAACCCCAUUUGCGAGCCGUUUACAAGUUGGCCAAUGAAGUUCGACAUUAACCAACUGAUAAAGGAGUUCCAACCGGAGGAGAAGGAAGGCGUGGUGGACAAGGAUAAGUCGCCACGGGACUUUGUCAAUCUUCCCGACAACAAUUGGGUGGUCCUGCCCAGUUUUAAGUACCAGUUUGAGCAUCUAACUCCCUAUCUCUCCACUCGCCUCAACAAAUAUAUGCGAUGUCGCUUUCGGAGGUUUCUGGACAAUGUUCCGAGCAACUACGUAACCAUCUCCCUGUACGGCUCUAAUAUUAGCAACAUGCCCAAGCCAAGACGAAAGAGUCUGAAUGGUCAGUUUUAUGGAGUAGAUAACAAACUGGCCCCAGUUCCUGCCGUUGCCGAUCCCCGAUCUCCCCCGCAUAGAAAAUAAUAGUAUUUACCACUUGUAUUUCAUACUCAAGUGGAAAAUCAGGCCAAAAUUUCAGAUACAAAAAAUCAAUUUCUGAAUUAAGCUUUAGAAUAUAAUAUUGUAAAUUACAAGUAAAUUAAAUAUAACUCAUUUUUUGGACUACUA
This is a messenger RNA of Drosophila subpulchrella, 644 nucleotides long. RefSeq lists its product as uncharacterized. Bases 81 to 500 code for a protein of 139 amino acids. The record is from RefSeq and is a predicted model, not a curated record. The transcript has 2 exons. Lineage: Eukaryota; Metazoa; Arthropoda; Insecta; Diptera; Drosophilidae.